This is a messenger RNA of Xenopus laevis (African clawed frog), 2873 nucleotides long. RefSeq lists its product as uncharacterized. NCBI's taxonomy places the organism in Eukaryota, Metazoa, Chordata, Amphibia, Anura, Pipidae. The transcript has 5 exons. Bases 247 to 993 code for a protein of 248 amino acids. The record is from RefSeq and is a predicted model, not a curated record.
GUAAGUGAGAGUAAAGUGAUAUAAUGAAUAGGGAGAGAAAGUAAGUGAGAGUAAAGUGAUAUAGUGAGUAAGAAGAGUAAUUACUAGAAGGGAUGAGUGCCGUCGGUAUUUGAGAGCAUUAGGAAUCAGUGUUGGCAGCGCCAGUAAGAGCAGGUUGGAGGGGGCAGUAGAUGAUGUGAUUGUAGUUGGAUUUAGGAGGGUGAGGAAGGGUCACUGAUCCCUGUGGAUGUUCCUUCUCACUGGAAUAUGACACAUCAGGCUUCUCAGAUUUGGGGCUGUUUGUUCUUACAUUUAUUGACCCUUGUUCCUGUGUUUCUGGGGGACCCCACAGACUCCCCGUCCCCCAUGGAUUCACCAACACAGAGCAGCCAAGCUCCAGGUCCAGCUCUCUGCCCUUCUGUCCUGUCACCCCUAGAUGGCUCCUUUCAUGUGGCUGAGGGGACAGGGCGCUCGGUGGGUUCCCUGGUUCUGUUCCGGUGUCAGCAAGGAUUUCAGCUGAUUGGCAGUGGCAAGGUCAGAUGCCUUCUCAGAGAAGAAACCCCCCAAUGGAGUGAACCCCAACCCCAAUGUGAGGCGAUCCCCCAGGAUUAUCACAGAGGUUUCCGCCUGGCAGUCAUCGUGUCGCUGGUCAGCUGUCUCAUCAUCCUCACCAUGUGUGUGUUCUUCAUGCUUUGCUGUGUAAAACAGGCACAACUCCGGCUGCAGGAGGAGGAGGAAGAGACCGAGUCCAGGGUUUGUCGACAAAGAGACGAGGCACCGGAUUUCCCUGGAGCGGACGAGGGUGAAAGGGGAAGCAGUAGCCCAGAGCGGCCAUUGCAAGGCUUACUUAGCUCCGCCUGCCUCAGGGGAGGAGCUCGAUUCGAGAACAGGGAAUAUUUGGGGUGCCACAAAAACCUUCACCAGCUCAUUGCAGAAGACAGUUGGUCCCAGUGGAAGAAGCAGGACCUCUCUAUUGGCGGUCAUGUAACGAGGGGAUGUCCAACACUGACCUGACCAUAGAUCUAGAGUCUCCAGAGAGAUUAACCCAUGUUUACAUGUUAGUGUAUAAAGAAAUCGGCAAUAAAGCCAUGGUCCCCCCUCAAUUAGCUUUUUGUUGUUGUUGUGUAUUCUCUUCGAGAUUGAAUUAAGGAGGCCAGGUAGCUCCAAACUGGAGAAAAUGAAAAGCCCCAGAGUCUGCAUGUCCUUGGAUUGUAAGCUCUUGUGAACAGGUCUUGUUUAUGUCAAGCCCUGGAGGUAGUUAGGCUUGGAAAGUGGGAAAAGCCCAGUUUCUCAUCAGUGAGAUUGUUCCUCAGUCAAGACCUUUAGUUUUCCAAUAAACACCUCUUCUGGUACAGACUGAACACAUUCCCACCCUCUACUCCGUCCUAUAGCAGAGGUUGUAAAUGCUGAGUUCCAGACCAGGGCCCACUAGGGACUUCCCCAGUAUCCCAGCUGACCAGUCCAACUCUACUCUACUGUAGGGACCAGAUCUACACAAUUUAUCUAUAUUAUUCUCCCCAAAGGUUUUAGGGGUGUCAUAAAAUUUUGUUCUGAGGUCUGAAUAACCCACUGCUCUGAGCUGUUGAUGUGUCUCAAUGGGUGCCAUUCCAUACCUGAUCACCCACCUGUUAACUCUGAAGCUCUGCUGGACACACCUUGUUGCUCCCAGGUCAUUCCUCAUCAUGGCACUUGGAGAACUACAAAUGUACCCAGUGCUGAAUGUCUUAUGGCCUGGCCCUUUGGUUGGUAGAUUUUGGAUGUUGCUUAGAAGUCAACAGAAGUAGGGAUGACAGGGCGUUUUGGAGGAGCAGGUUGUAAGGGAAAGUUCUCAGAAGACAUUGAGUAGGCCUCAUUGAAUGGAGGAUCUUGACACCUCUUGGUAUGAAGAGGGGAACUGAGCAGGGGUUGGCUUUAAAAACAGAAACCAUUUGAGUAGGGAUGGACCUGAGAAAACCAAUGGCUUUUUUGGGGGUCUGGGGAUGGAAGAAGUGGGACAGAGCUGGGGCUCAGGGUUUGAGUUAGAGGAGCUGAGCUUUAGGACAAGGAACAGCCACUGAGGUCCUGGUAAGUAGGAAAAGAAGCAGGUGCUCACCUCUAGAGAAAGGUCCCUCCAUAUGGGAGGGACAUAUAGCAAGUCACCCCUCACAUUCUAGUCCCCAAGAACAUCAAGAUUAAAAACAUCCACUAGGAGCAAAAUAACAAAAAGUUCAUCCGAGCUUUGACCAGGCCGCCCAGAACAAUAUGAAAACACAGAAGUCAGUAUUGUUACUGCUACAAGUACAGGAGGCCGGCGGAUUUCCCUGCUUUCUGUGAGGAGGGAGGGGUACUAGUUACUUAUGGCAACCAAUCAGCAUGCAGCAUUUACAACUUACUUGAUUGAGGUGCAGCAGCCAAGCCAACGCCUUGCCCUUUAUUACAUACUGGGGUUCGAGUCCUAUUAACCGUAUCCAAUCCCUGUGGGGUUCAUUUGCAUAAACACUCAUUUACAUAUCCCAGCAGAGACCUUCUGGGAGGAGGUGGCGUACAGAAUAUUUGGAGAACGGGGAAGUUCACCAGUUAAUAUGGUGUAAGGACAAUGGAUAGCAUGAGAAUUAGGGAUGCAGCAUAUCCAUACUUUUUUGGAUUGGCCCAAAUUCCAACUUCUCAAUUCAGAACCCAAACUUUAGAACUUUUUUUUUUUUAGAAGACUUCUACAAUUGUGACCCCACUAAAGGCCAACAUCACCAUCUGCACCAUCUCAGUACCUGUCUUAAAAAAAAAACACCUUGGUCCCUCUUCUCUGCCAGUUGAACAAUGGAACAUGUUCUAGACCUGACAUCAACUCCACGAUGGGCGAUCACAAAGAAGAGGGGGACCUCCCUUCAUCUCAAUUGGAGGUCUCUGCACUAGAAGAG